Puma concolor (puma) is the source of this 933-nucleotide messenger RNA. Its product is annotated as protein FAM170A. The record is from RefSeq and is a predicted model, not a curated record. Gene Ontology annotation, biological process: fertilization. Gene Ontology annotation, cellular component: nucleus. Lineage: Eukaryota; Metazoa; Chordata; Mammalia; Carnivora; Felidae.
AUGAAACAGAGACAAAAGAGGAAACAUCUGGAAGAUGAAGAGUCCCAGGAAACAGCUGAGCAGGGAGGAGGAGUCUCGAAGUCGCAGGAGGAUGCCCUUCAGCUUGGAUCCCUUGGGGUGGCCAAAGGCUGGGGCGCAGGGGUAGGGGAGGUGUCCUCUGCCUCUGAAUACUUCUCCUGUGUUUCUUCUCCACGCAAGUUCAUUCAUGGUGGAAUCCGGAGAGUACAUCGAGACAGUCCCCAGCCUAGAUCACCCCUAGUCCAGGGUCAGGAGCGAGGGGAGACUGCUCCCCCCUCACACCAGGUCUCCUUCUCGUCCCCUUCAUCCUAUAAGACCUGUGUGUCCUCUGUGUACAGAAACAAAGAGGAAAGGGGCAUGAAAAUAUACUACAUGCAGGUACAAAUGCAAAAGGGUGUGGCUGUCUCCUGGGAGACAGAGGAGACCUCGGAGUCACUAGAGAAGCAGCCGAGGAUGGAAGAAGUGACCCUUCCUGAGAACGUGCGGGUAGGUACUCCCCCCUCUGAUGUGUCCACCAGAAACCUGCUGUCUGACAGCGAGCCCAGCGGGGAGGACAAGGACCACGAGGAGCGGGCAGAGUCAGACAGCCUGCCAGGCUCACCCACUGUUGAGGAGAGACCCAGGGCCAAGACCCCCGACUGGCUGGUGACCGUGGAGACUGGCUUCCGAUGCAUGGCCUGCUGCCGAGUCUUCUCCACCUUGGAGGUCCUCCAGGAGCAUGUCCAGUACGGGAUCAGGGAGGGCUUCAGCUGCCAUGUGUUCCACCUCACCAUGGCUCAGUUGACGGGCAUCGUGGAACCUGAGUGCACCCAGGAGGAGGAGGAUGAGAACGAGGAGGAGGGAGAAGAGAAGCAGGAAGAAAAGGAUGAGAAGGAGCAGCCCGCGCAGGAGGACCCUCGCGUGAAGCGACCCUGA